AUGUUUGUAGCGUCGCUCAUCUCGCCUUGGGCGAUCCUUCUCCUCCCAGUCCUCUACUACCUCCUUCCAUAUCUCCGGAACUGGUCCCUGUUGAAGAUUCCUGGCCCUCUGCCGGCUGCCCUUUCGAAUUUGUGGUUGAUGUAUCAAUGCCGGCGAGGACGAAGAUACAAAGUUGUCGACGACCUGCACAAGAAAUACGGCAAGGUCGUGCGGAUUCAGCCGAAUCAUGUCUCAAUCGCGGAUGACGGCGCCAUCAACGCCAUCUAUGGUCACGGCAAUGGAUUCCUUAAGAGUGAAUACUAUGACGCCUUCGUGUCCAUCCGCCGCGGCCUGUUCAACACGCGAGACAGGGCAGAACACACUCGCAAGCGCAAGGUUGUCUCUCACACCUUCUCCGCCAAGUCCAUUGGCCAGUUCGAACAGUACAUCCACGCCAACUUGGAGUUGUUUGUGCAAAAAUGGAGAAACCUUGCCAACAACAAGAGCAACCCGAAGACCGGUUAUGCGUCCAUUGAUUCCUUGAACUGGUUUAACUACCUCGCCUUCGACAUCAUUGGCGAUCUUGCAUUCGGACAACCAUUCGGCAUGCUGGAGAAGGAGAAGGAUAUUGCCGAAAUCCGCAAGUCCCCGGACGCUCCUCCGACCACUGCCCCGGCCAUUGAAGUCUUGAACCGCCGAGGGGAGGUGUCGGGCACACUGGGCUGCCUGCCACAAUUGAAGCCCUACGCCAAAUACCUCCCGGACCCCUUCUUCAGCCAAGGCGUUGAAGCGGUGGAGAACCUUGCAGGUAUCGCCAUUGCCCGAGUCAAGCAGCGCCUGGAGAAUCCCAACACCGACCGAGUGGACCUCCUUGCCCGUCUUAUGGAAGGCAAAGAUGCCAACGGUGAAAAACUUGGGCGCGAAGAACUCACUGCCGAAGCCCUCACGCAACUCAUUGCAGGAUCCGAUACCACCUCCAACACCGCCUGCGCAAUUUUGUACUAUGUCGUCCGCACCCCGGGUGUCCUCGAGAAGCUGCAAAAGGAACUCGACGCAAACAUCGGCCCUGGCGUUCCCCAGUACGAGCAAGUUAGGGACCUCGAAUACGUGCAAUGGGUUAUCAACGAGACUAUGCGCAUCCACUCCACCUCGUCGCUCGGCCUCCCCCGCCUCACCCCUAUGCCGUCGCCUGAGAAUCCAAAUCCCAAACCAGUCGAAAUCCUAGGCUACACUUUCCCUCCCGGGACUGCCUUGUCCGUUCCCUCAUAUACUCUCCACCACUCCAAGGAAAUCUGGGGUGCCGACGCCGACGAAUUUGUCCCCGAGCGCUGGUCUGAAAAACGACUCACACCGCGACAGAAGGAGGCGUUCAUUCCCUUCUCCGUGGGACCUAGGGCUUGUGUCGGAAGGAACGUCGCCGAGAUGGAACUGAAGUGCAUGGUCGCGACGGUCUUCAGGAACUUUGAGUUCCGGGACGAACAUGCCGGCCCCUUGCAGACGAGGGAGGGCUUCCUCAGAAAACCCUUGGGAUUUAAUGUCGGCAUCCGAGUCCGAGCUAAUGCUUGA
Fonsecaea erecta is the source of this 1545-nucleotide messenger RNA. RefSeq lists its product as hypothetical. Bases 1 to 1545 code for a protein of 514 amino acids. Gene Ontology annotation, molecular function: iron ion binding; heme binding; oxidoreductase activity, acting on paired donors, with incorporation or reduction of molecular oxygen. The record is from RefSeq and is a predicted model, not a curated record. The transcript has 2 exons. NCBI's taxonomy places the organism in Eukaryota, Fungi, Ascomycota, Eurotiomycetes, Chaetothyriales, Herpotrichiellaceae.